AUGGGAGACCUUUGGCUGUUCCUGCUCCUGCCUCUGUCCUUGGCAGCCUUCCAUGGAGUCAAGGGCUGCUUGGAAUGUGACCCCAGAUUUAUAAAGGAUAUUAAGUCAUUGUUGGCAAAGUUGGUAUCCUCGGAAGUCCCUGGCCGAACUCAACUGCUUCACAGGCAGAUUAAAGAGAUGACCAAUUUAAGCUUCAAGGUCUCCCACGGGAACAAGAUGCUUAGGCUGUUGGCUGUUCAAAGGGUUGUCUAUUUGAGAACAUGGCUGAAGAAUGAACUUUAUAAAAUGAGCAAUAAAACAUGGAAAGGUGUCUUUAUCCUUCAAGGCAAGCUUCUUGAUGUUCGCCAAAACCUGGAAUCCAAACUGAAAGAAGCAUUAAAGCACUUCUCUAAAGCUGCUUGUUCUGAAGAUUGCGUCCUGAAUGAAGGUCCUGUCCUGGAUUGUUGGAACUGUCAUCGCAUCACCACUCACUGCUUCAAAGGAGAGUAUUGUGGAGAAGAGGAUUCAAGGAAGCAUGAGAAUCGAGAAAUUGGGCUAUUUUUGAUAUUGAUAACAGAAGCUGUAAUAUUGGGAAGUGCUUUGUUACUACUCUAUGUUUGUGUCACUCAUCAGAGAAAAAUGAAGGCAAUACGAAAGUCACUAGAGAAUUAUUUGGAGAAGAAACUUGAAGAAUUAAUGGGGAAGACAGAUAAGAAGAACAAGCAAGAUUUUGGAAUCAGAGAAUAA
Molecule: messenger RNA, 726 nt
Organism: Pipistrellus nathusii (Nathusius's pipistrelle)
Lineage: Eukaryota; Metazoa; Chordata; Mammalia; Chiroptera; Vespertilionidae
Source: the annotation of a GenBank genome assembly